CGUUCGUCUCUGGCUGCUGCUGCCUUGUUGCCGUGCACAAUAAAGAGAGCGCGUGUGUGUGUGUUAGUGCUCAUACCCCCCGUUUGCAUUUAUUCAAAUAGCCGCCCCCUCCACGAAAUCACACGACCUCUGCGGAAGGGUUCAGGAGGACAGACAAGUCAGCGCGAAGAGGGACGUUGUGGAAAAUAUAUGUCAGAGUGAAACCGCUGUUAUAAAUGUCCGAACUGCAGGCUGAGAAUUCACAGCCUCCUUGUAAACGUCCCCGCCUAGAACCUCCUGCUGUCAACGGCAAUACGAAUAUGGCUGCAAAUGGCUCUGGGCAGGACAUCGAUGAGUCGCUGUACUCAAGACAGCUCUAUGUCCUGGGUCACGAUGCCAUGCGGCGGAUGGCAUCAUCCGAUGUCUUGAUAUCAGGACUCGGGGGCCUUGGUGUAGAGGUUGCCAAAAAUGUGAUUUUGGGUGGUGUGAAGACUGUUACUCUACACGAUGUAAAAGAGACAAUUAUUGAAGACCUCAGCCGUCAGUACUUUCUAACUAAUGAGGACAUCGGCAAAAACAGAGUCACAGCAUGCUCUGAAAGACUGGCUGAACUGAACACUUAUGUACCAAUAACACCUGCCACAGGCCCCCUUACAGAGGAUUUCUUGAAGAAAUUCAGAGUAGUGGUGUUAACAGAUUCAACGUUGGAGGAACAGUUACGCGUGUCAUCUUUCUGUCAUGAUAACGACAUUGCAUUCAUCGUUGCCACAACAAAGGGUUUGUUUGGACAGAUCUUCUGUGACUUUGGUGAGAAUUUUGAGAUUGUUGACACCAAUGGAGAAAAUCCUUCCUCCGCCAUGAUUGCUGGCAUUACAAAGGAGGAAAACAGCGUUGUCACAUGUCUUGAUGAAUCUCGCCAUGGCUUUGAAGAUGGAGAUUAUGUCACUUUUUCAGAAGUGCAAGGGAUGACUGAGCUUAAUGGAUGUAGUCCUAUUAAGAUUAAGGUUCUUGGUCCUUUCACCUUUAGCAUUGGAGAUACUUCUGGUAACUCAGAUUACAUCCGUGGGGGCAUCGUAUCACAAGUGAAGGUUCCUCAGAAAUUGAAGUUCAAGUCUAUGGAAGAAGCUAUGCAAGCACCCGAUUUCAUUAUGACAGACUUUGCCAAAUUUGAUCGUCCUGCUAUUUUACACAUUGCAUUCCAGGCACUUCAUGAAUUUGAGAAACAAAAUAGUUCCCUCCCCAAGCCAUGGUGUGAUGAUGAUGCUAACAGUUUUUUGAAUUUAUUCACUGAAUUGAAUAAUGCUAGUGAAGCCAAAGUAGAGGAGUUUGAUGAAAAUUUAGUCAAGCAGUUUGCCAAAAUUGCCGCUGGAGGUUUGGCUCCAUUAGAUGCAUUUAUUGGUGGCAUAGUAGCUCAGGAAGUAAUGAAAGCUUGUUCUGGCAAAUUCACUCCCAUUCAUCAAUGGCUUUACUUUGAUGCUUUGGAGUGCCUUCCAUCUGACACCUCUGGCCUCACAAAAGAUAACUGUGCUCCAGUUGGUGAUAGGUACGAUACUCAAAUUGCUAUAUUUGGUCAAGAUUUCCAGAAGAAACUUGGUAGUCUGAAAUACUUUGUUGUUGGAGCUGGUGCUAUUGGAUGUGAGUUACUGAAGAACUUUGCCAUGUUGGGAGUAGGUGCUGGAGAGGGUGGUUCCCUGGUGGUCACAGACAUGGAUCUUAUUGAGAAGAGCAAUCUUAACCGACAGUUCUUGUUCCGUCCAUGGGAUGUACAAAAACCCAAGUCUGACACUGCAGCAGCUGCUGUGAAGAAGAUGAACCCUCAAAUCAAUGUCAUUGCUCAUCAGAACAGAGUUGGUCCAGAAACUGAAAGAGUUUACGAUGAUACUUUCUUUGAACCUCUUGAUGGUGUUGCAAAUGCUCUUGAUAAUGUGGAGGCACGUUUAUACAUGGACAGACGGUGUGUGUAUUAUAGGAAGCCUCUUUUAGAAUCUGGUACCCUUGGCACUAAAGGAAAUGUCCAGGUCAUUGUACCACACUUAACAGAGUCAUAUGGUUCUUCUCAAGAUCCUCCUGAGAAAUCUAUUCCUAUUUGUACACUAACUAACUUCCCAAAUGCUAUUGAACACACUUUGCAAUGGGCCAGAGAUGAAUUUGAAGGCGAGUUUAAAAAAGCAGCUGAGAAUGCUGCUCAGUACCUUAUUGAUCCCAAGUUCAUGGAGAGGGCAUUAAAGUUACCCGGUUCUCAGCCAAUUGAAACUCUUGAUAGUAUACAGCGUGCUCUUGUAGAGGAGCGGCCAUGUUCCUUUGAAGAGUGUGUUCAGUGGUCAAGAAAGCGUUUUGGUGAACAGUUUUACAAUAAAAUAGUACAACUAUUGCAUAAUUUCCCCAAAGACCAAACUACCUCUAGUGGGGAGCCUUUCUGGUCUGGUCCUAAGAGAUGCCCACAUCCAAUCCGGUUUGAUGUGAAUAAUGAUUUGCAUCUAGAUUAUAUUGUAGCUGCUGCUAAUCUUAAAGCUGAGGUCUAUGGUAUACCACAGGUGAGAGAUCGCCAAAAAAUUGCAGACAUUGUUAGUGGAAUUGAGAUACCAGUGUUUGUGCCCAAAUCAGGUGUCAAGAUUGCAAUCACUGAUGCUGAGGCUGAGGCACAAAAUAAUCAAGUAGAUACUGAGAGACUUUCUAAUCUUCAACAAUCUAUUCCUACUGCAUCCAGUUUCAAUAAUCUGAGAUUAUCACCUCUAGAUUUUGAAAAGGACGACGAUGCUAACUUCCAUAUGGAUUUCAUUGUUGCCACAUCUAAUCUCAGAGCUGAAAACUAUGAUAUCCCUCCUGCUGACAGACAUAAGAGCAAGCUCAUUGCAGGUAAAAUUAUUCCAGCCAUUGCCACAACCACAGCAUUAGUAGCAGGAUUAGUAUCAUUAGAGUUGAUCAAAUUGGCCCAAGGCCAUAAUAAAUUGGAAAGCUUUAAGAAUGGCUUUAUAAACUUGGCUCUUCCAUUCUUCGGUUUUUCAGAGCCCAUUGCUGCACCAAAAAAUAAGUAUUACGAUAAGGAAUGGACUCUGUGGGAUAGGUUCGAAGUUGAUGGAGAAAUGACCUUAGAAGAAUUCAUCAAGUACUUUGAGGAGAAGCACGAGUUAGAAAUUACCAUGUUGAGCCAAGGAGUUUCUAUGCUGUAUUCAUUCUUCAUGCCACCAGCCAAAAGAACUGAAAGGAUGGCCCUUCCGAUGUCUGAGGUGGUAAAGAAAGUCAGCAAGAAGAAAAUUGAACAGCAUGUUAGAGCACUGGUGCUUGAAGUAUGUGCAAAUGACAAGGAUGGUGAAGAUGUUGAAGUUCCAUAUGUGAAGUACAAUCUUCCUCAGUGAAUUUGUAAUUAAUAGCUAUUAAUGCCAGUACUUGAGCACCCAGGAGAUAUCUAGGUAUUGGCUCUCUUGCUUUCACUUGAGUGAUCAGUGGAUUAUGCCCUUAAAUCAUUGUUUUGCUCAUGAAAUUUUAUUCACAGGGGCUGGUAUGUGGCCAUCCUGCCCAUACUGCAGCUUCGAAAACACAGAAAUUUUGACUUUGUAAAAUUCCCUUACGAUUAGAGGGAUGUUCCAGUAAAAUUUCUUGCUUAUGAAAUUUCUGUGAAAAUUCAUAGCAAUGAAAGUUUCUGUGAUGGUGAAAGUUAUGUUAAAGUAACGGAAAAACUGCAGAAUGUUUUCGAGUGCUACAUUUAACUUGUGAAAGCCGAAUUUUAUGUCCAAUGUAUUUUUAUAGGUUCAUUUCUGUUAUACAGUGCGUGAAAUUGAAGAUCUGAAGAAUAGAAUUGGGAAAAUGAUUUCCUUAAGUAUUUUGAAGCAUAGUAGCUGAAUCCAGUUCUUUUUGUUUUUUAUUUUGACUAAUUUUUGGAAUGAAUAUGUCUUUUGUAAAUGAGAAAAUUCAAUAUUUGAGUUUACCAGUAGAAUUUUUUUUCUUUUUGAUAAUGAAAUUUGAGAUACUAGAUUAUAGGAAAGGAAAAUUAUUUAAUAGAGGGUAGAUGAAAAAAAAAUUAUGCAUAAGUGGCACUUGCCUGAGGUAAGGAGUGUGUCUCAAAGGACAGUUUUUUUUUUAAUGUUUUUUUUUUAACAUCCUGCAGUUUGAAAAAGGAGGGAGUGAACGAGUGUUAGGGUGUAGUUGUGUGCCUCUAGGCUUUUUGAAACCAUGAAACUUAUAUUACUGUACUUUUUUAAGGAUACUAUAAUAGUUAUUUCUUAACUUUUGUAUAAGUGAAGGAACUAGCCUAAACUUAAUGAAAAAUAUUUAUUUUCUUUGUUCAGCCAAGAUGUUCAUAUCAGGUUCAGUGUCUCUUGAAUGUAUGUUCUUUUGCAAGAAUUUUGUUCAUCAUGGCUGGAUACCAGUGAACACGCUAGUAAACUGUGAUUGCGCA
Macrobrachium nipponense is the source of this 4375-nucleotide messenger RNA. It is a transcript of the gene Uba1, whose product is annotated as ubiquitin-like modifier-activating enzyme 1. Gene Ontology annotation, molecular function: ubiquitin activating enzyme activity. The record is from RefSeq and is a predicted model, not a curated record. The transcript is spliced from 8 exons. Bases 216 to 3335 code for a protein of 1039 amino acids. NCBI's taxonomy places the organism in Eukaryota, Metazoa, Arthropoda, Malacostraca, Decapoda, Palaemonidae. Gene Ontology annotation, biological process: DNA damage response; protein ubiquitination; ubiquitin-dependent protein catabolic process. Gene Ontology annotation, cellular component: cytoplasm; nucleus.